GCUUCCGCGACGGUGACAACCCCCGUGUGCGCCAACCCUGUGCACCUGCGUAGACUGCGGCGUCUGUCUGUCACCAUGGCAGUAUGUGCUGGGGGACCGGGAUCCUGGAGUGAAAAUAUACUGAAAUAUUUUUUGAGGAACAGCCAGAUCAUGGCAGAAGAUGGUGCUGAGAUCCUCUGGUACCACGCAGCCAACCACAAGUCUCAGAUGAGUGAGGCGCUGAAGAGUGCUGCUCACAUGAUAGAGGCUGAUGUCCUUCUUCCUAGUGACGGAUCCGAGCCAAUCAUGGCCCAUCCUCCUGAGACAAGCAGUGACAACACUCUGCAGGAGUGGCUGGCUGAGGUCGUGAAGAGCAACAAGGGCAUCAAGCUGGAUUUCAAGAGUCUGGCAGCCGUCAGAGCAUCCAUGCUCUUCCUGGACAAUGUGAAGCAGCACCUGCACCGGCCCGUGUGGAUCAAUGCCGAUAUUCUUCCUGGGCCAAAUGGGAGCAGCAAAGUAGUAGACGCCAAGGCCUUUCUAGACACCGUGACAUCCUUCUUUCCAGAUGUGACCUUUUCCUUGGGUUGGACAACAGGAUGGCAUCCGGAGAAAGUCAAUGAAGGCUACAGUUGGUCGAUGGUGAAAGAGAUGGACUACAUAUGCAGUGAGCUAACCCAGCCUGUCACGUUCCCUGUCAGGGCAGCUUUAGUGAGACAGUCGUGUUCUCAGUUGCUCUGGCUGUUGACAAAAUCCAACAGGUAUGAAUUAUCUGUAAUAAGAAUUACUUAUUCUAACUAG
Messenger RNA from Arvicanthis niloticus (Nile rat), 777 nucleotides. The record is from RefSeq and is a predicted model, not a curated record. Lineage: Eukaryota; Metazoa; Chordata; Mammalia; Rodentia; Muridae.